GUCUACAUUUAGUCGAUAUAUAUAUAUAAAAUAUAAAAUAUUUAUUUUAUAUUUUAAAAAAAACUAAACCAAUGAUUCAGUAGUUUCUCACAUGGUUGUGGAGGAAUUUUUGACCCACUGUUUGCAAUAUUUACAAUAUCCCUUCAGUUCAUUUUGAGGUUUGCAGGUUUUCAGCUAUGCACAGCUCUUUUAAGGUCCCACCACAUUUCAAUCAGGUUGAUGUCUGGACUUUAACCGUGCCAUUGCAACACCUUAAUUCAGAGCUGCGGAGAGGGCUCUGUCAUGCUCUACAAAUUAUGUCAGUCUUGCCCGACAUCGCUGCACAUGGGAACAAUAAACAGUCAAAACUUAACUGAAAUGUUGUGCUGAAAAAGUAUACCAGCAACAGCCAUGAUACAAACAUGAUAAUCUAUUAUAAAAAUACUACAUUUUUGAUGUUCUUGCAAUUAAAAAUGGUUUGAUGUGUACACCUAAUAUGUGCAAGAUAAGUUGUAUGCACCUGUUGCCUGAUGAUUUACCAUAAUAUUAUUGUAAUAGACAGAUGUCACCUACACAGCCUGCUUAUUGUUCUUCCUUUAAACAUUAAAACUGAUUUAUCACCAGCAGAAAUCAUCUGCUGGUCAGGCUAUGCAUUGUGUGGAUAAGCAUAUGUUUCUUAUAUGCAGCAAAGAAGGCAGGUGUAGUUUUUGUUUUUGUAACUAUUAAAUAUCUCACGUUAUUUUUAUGAUAAAUAAUUUUACAAGCACCUCGACUGUGGGGACUUAAGGGGCUCCGCCUUGGGGACACUGAUUCACCACUUCUGUAUUUCUAAAGUCCUGGUACAGCCCUGCUCACACGAGCUGCUGCACGCACGUGUGCGUUCAAAGGGCUCCAGCAGCUUUCCAGCGCGCAGGUGCUAAAAGUAUCAGAGAGGAGCCUCUGACCUGCCAUCUCGAACCGCACACAACUUUAGUUUGUCAGUUUCUUGGUUGGUUUAAAAUGUUGCAUCUUCCACAAUAACCGCACCCAGAAGCAGAAGUCCAACAGAUCUCCAAGAUUUUUCCACACUUAGACAAAAGUCUGUUAUGGAAGUGCAUUUUGGACAGACUCCGCUCACCGUUACGCAGAGGCACGGUGGAGUCAAUCAGCUUGGUGGUGUCUUCAUUAACGGCCGCCCGUUACCUCACGUUGUGAGACAGCGCAUCGUGGAGCUCGCGCAGCAGGGCGUGCGUCCCUGUGAGAUCUCCCGCCGCCUGCGCGUCAGUCACGGCUGCGUCAGCAAAAUACUGGCCAGGUACAAUGAGACAGGAAGCAUCAGACCCGGACUGAUCGGGGGCUCUAAGCCCAAAGUGGCCACUCCCCGAGUUGUGCAAAAGAUCCUGCAACUGAAACACCACAACCCCACCAUGUUCGCCUGGGAGAUCCGAGACAGGCUGCUGCUGGAGCAAGUGUGUGACCAGAACAGCGUGCCCAGCAUCAGCUCCAUCAACAGAAUCAUCAGGAAGAAAGUUCAGUCCGAAUCUUGUGAAGCUGUGUCCUCAGCAUCAUCAGUUGCCAUGGGAACAGCCUGUUCCUCCCCAUCCAGCUUUUCCAUCAGUGGGAUUCUGGGAAUCUCAAAAUAUAGCUGCAAGCUACCAGAAGCGGGGGACAUCUCCCGCAGUGUGUACCAAGACCAGCCGUGUUCAUGUUAUGACACCUGGGGACAGCCUGACCCCUGCAUGAUCUCUCUGUCCAGCUUAACCUCUUAUACAAGCCUGCCAGCUAAUCCAGAAAUGGGACCUUUGUGUCAGUGCAGCUGAAUAAGGAGCCUUGAGAAGAAAGAAUAUCACCGCUUUAGUGCCACAAACAGGAUGACUGCAGAACUUGUUUAACUGUAAUUAUAUUUAUUACUGUCACUGAGAUAGAAAUCUGGAUCAUAAUCGAAAACAUGUGGAAAUAAAACCAAGAUAACAAGCCUCA
Molecule: messenger RNA, 1938 nt
Organism: Oreochromis niloticus (Nile tilapia)
Lineage: Eukaryota; Metazoa; Chordata; Actinopteri; Cichliformes; Cichlidae
Product: paired box protein Pax-5
Exons: 7
Coding region: 1065-1778 (237 amino acids)
Biological process (GO): regulation of transcription by RNA polymerase II; anatomical structure development
Molecular function (GO): DNA-binding transcription factor activity, RNA polymerase II-specific; RNA polymerase II cis-regulatory region sequence-specific DNA binding
Source: RefSeq, a predicted model, not a curated record